GCUGGUCAGGAAUUGGUCAGGAGCGGACGGGCGCUGUAGAGGAAUCUCAAAACUUUCCCACUUCAGGAAAAGUUUAUUUUUAUUUUUUUGCUUCGCUGGGUCAGCUCUCUCUCAACCUGUAACUGGAGGUGUUAAUAACUUCUGCGCUUCCUUGUCCUGUUUUGAGGAAACAAAAAUAGAUGCAAACGACUGACUGGAAGCGAGAGGAAAACUUUAGGAAUGAUGCCCGAACGGCUGCAUCCCUCCCUCCUCCGAAACUCAGCUAAGGUGGCUAACGUUAGCUAGCACAGGAACCGCUCGCUAACGGGUGGUGAGAAACUUUUCUUCAACCUUAACAAGUCAAAGUUAGUUUAGCUGUUGCAGAAAAAGACGCGUGAGUAUUAAAAAAAGGUUGUGAAAGUAAAAUUAUCCUGGCGCAGUCCAGGUUAUACAAUAAAGCUAAUCAGCUAGCUUAUUGGAUCAGAAUCCGGUAAAGUCGCAAAAAGGAUUCAAUAAUACGACAUAGCUCUAGUUUAUUAGCGACUCCAUCAUGAAAAGAGCACAGAGGUUCAACGAUUCAAUAAACAUUGAUUAUGUUUUGACCUAACUAAACAGCAUCAUCUGUAGAGCUCGGACAGAGAUGAGAGAGCUGACCAUUGCAUGCUGGUUAAAAGUGCUGCCUGCUAAAUCACAAUGUCAUUUAACUGCGGAGCUCCGAAGGAAACUUUUUAAAGAAGUUGCUCUGACUGCUGUUGUUUGCUGCUUUUUUACCUUCCUUUUUGUGUGUUGGAAUUAGACUUUUGUUUAGUAAACUUUGCAUAUUGGAUCCUACCUCCUCUUUGGCUUCUCUUCACCAGCACUAAACCAGAGGCUUCAUGAUGAAGGUGACAGUCAAUUUUGGACAGACAGGUGUAGUUGUGCCUUGCAAGGAUGGAUGGACUGUGAGGGACCUGAUCCAGCAAGCCACCCAGAGAUACAGGAAAAUACUGGAGCAGGAGGGGGAUUUUCUUGUUCGAACCCACCAUGUAGAAUACUGUGAUGGUGGUAUACUGGACCCUGAUGACAUACUCAGUGAUCUGGUGGAGGACAAAGACAAGCUGAUGGCGGUAUACGAGGAGCAGGAAGCCCAGCAGAGGGGUGUGACUGACUCGAGCCUGACCCCGAGUCCUGACCUGCACCAGGCGGAGCCCUCUGUUUUCCAACCAGUCACAGGAGGAGAGAUUGAAGUCAAUUCUUCAGCACUCAAAUCUAACACACCCCUUCUGGUGAGGAGUAGCAGUGACUCAGCCCUCAGCCCGCAAUCAACAGAUACCGAGCCCUCCUACAGCGAGGAUAGCAGCAACAUGGCGGCCAGUCCUGAUGUGGAGGGGCCUACUGGGAUGAAACGAGCUCAAGGCAAACAGACCUUUAGCAGCAGUCUGACCAGAACAGUAGAGAUCCCGGGGGAAGACAGUCCUCUUGGUAUCCAUGUAGUUCCCUACUGCUCUUCAUUCAGUGGACGGUCUCUUGGUCUGUAUAUCCGUGGUGUGGAAGAAGAGAGCCGCUCAAGAAAGGAAGGCUUGUUUAAAGAGGAUGAGUGCAUUGUGAAAAUCAAUAACACUGACCUCAUGGACAAGACAUUUAGCCAAUCUCAGGACAUCUUUCGUGAGGCGAUGCGGUCCCCACUUGUCCGUUUGGAAGUCGUGUCCUCAUCAAACAGAGAGCGCUAUGAGAAAAGUCUGAUUGGUCAGCUUUUGGUCAACAGUUCGGCUCCAAACAGCAGCCCUCAUCAAGUCAUCAAGACCAAACAACCACCACCGCCAGUCAAAGCCAAACCUGUGUUUAAACCUCCUGAAAAUUUAACUGCAAGAGUGGGAGAAGAACCUCCCGUUCUUGAAGCUGUCAACAGCCCUAAGGAAAGGGGGGAGAGCCCCCUCCACAGGAAAAGUCCUGCGCUGUCCAGUUUGGUGUCCAAUAAAAGAGGAGGACGAAGGCUGCAGAUUGACUUAAAGAAAGGUUCAGAGGGUCUCGGAUUUACUGUUGUAACCAGAGAUUCCUCAAUACACGGCCCGGGUCCUAUUCUAGUGAAAAACAUUCUGCCACGAGGAGCUGCUGUCAAAGAUGGACGGCUUCAGUCUGGAGACCGCAUCUUGGAGGUAAACGGUGUGGAUACCAUCGGGGUGGGCCAGGAGGAGCUAGUGUGUAUGCUCCGCAGCACUCGUCAGGGGGAGACUGUGUCCCUGGUGGUCUUACGGCAGGAUGAGAUGUUCCUCCCCAGAGAAAUGAGAGAUGAGCUGUCUCCUGUGCGUGGCAUGGUCUUAGAGAGCGGGAAAGAGCAGCUCAUGUUUGAGGUUCCCCUCAAUGACACCGGCUCGGCAGGACUUGGCGUCAGUCUGAAAGGGAACAAGUCCAGGGAGACGGGGGAGGAUCUGGGAAUCUUCAUCAAAUCCAUCAUUCAUGGAGGAGCUGCGUACAAGGACGGGCGGCUACACAUCAAUGACCAGCUCAUCGCUGUAAAUGGAGAGUCGCUGCUAGGACGCUCCAACCAUGCUGCCAUGGAGACGCUCCGACGGUCGAUGUCGCAGGAGGGAAACGUCAGAGGAAUGAUUCAGUUGGUGGUGCUGAGGACUUUAAAGGAUCAAUAUGACGUUUCACCCAACCGCUCCUUCGACAGCUCAUCUGGCCUGUCGGGACUUAUCAGCCCAGCCAAAGGCCAAGCAUCCGAUUCUGUCCAGCCCCCACUGGUGUCCAACCCCAUCUAUUCCUGUAGUGUGACCAAUGGGAGCUAUUUUCACAUGGAUGAAGAGGAAGAUGAGGGAGAUCUCUACAGACAAGAUGCUGAGAUCAGCAGCUCUAACCACCGCUCCUUUUUACAGGAAAGUGAAACCUCCAAGACUUCUCCUGUAGCCCAGCCCCAGUCUCCCACCCAGAACCAGAAUCAGCUGAAGUUCCAGCACAUCAAACCAUCUAAAAGCAUGGACCUGGGUACGACUCAAAACCAGCAUCACAUUGUGGCAGAUGAGAGCAACGUCGGAUCUCUGGAUGGCCGGACUUCUGCAGCUCCUUCAACUCCUGUUGAGCUCGGCCCAAUUCUCGGUUUGGAGAAGUCUAGUUCCUUGGAGAGCCUCCAGACGGCCAUGUCAGAGGUUAACAAGAAAAACGAACUCCUCCCUUUCCACCGUCCUCGCCCAAAUAUGGUCAGAGGAAGAGGAUGCAACGAGAGCUUCAGGGCAGCUAUUGAUAAAUCCUAUGAUGGCCCUGCAGAAGAUGAUGAUGAUGAAGGUUCGGAGUUGAGUUCAGGCCGUGACACUCCUGCCAGUAGUUCAUCCCGCCAGGGACUCGCUGAUCACAAAGAAGAGAAAGGUAAAAAAGAGAAGAAUAAGAAAGAGAAAAACAAGAAGACAGAAAAGACCAAGAGUAAAGUGAAGGAGAAGAAGAAAGCAGAAGAGCCAGAGGAAACAGAAAAGAAGAGCAAGAAAACCGUCUUUGCUCUCCUGAGGUUUGGGAAGAAAAAGGAGGAGAAGAAGGAGGCAAAGGCGGCUUUGCAGCGACAGAAAUCAGACAUUCUGAGCGACCUGGAGCUGGAGAGGUUGAAAGAAGACAGAGAGAGGAUUGAAGCAGGGCAUCCUGAGCUGCGUGAACAAUUGUCUAGAGAGCAGCCGGGUGGCGGAGGCACAGGAUAUCCACAUUUCGAGGAUGAUGAUGCAGACCCAAACUAUGCCAGAAUACAGUCCUUCAGGGACAGAGAGAUGGGUUCAGGGCCACCGCCGCUGCCUCAGUCGCCCGUCUACAGUGCAGUUCAGCACGCUCACGCACGCACACCUUCACCACAGGGCCCCCCCAGCUUCCCAGCACAUGGGAAGCAUGCUAAUGAAGCUGGAGUUCUCCCAGACGAUGACCCCCUUGAUAGGCUGUAUGCCAAAGUUAACAAACCGAGAGGUUCUGGAGCUGCGUCACCGCUCAGCCCUUCGCCAGCUCCCCCACAUGUAGGGGACAGCAGCAUGGACCGCAUCCAGCUGCUAAGAAGAGAGUAUCAGCAAGCGAGGCGAGAAGGCAUGGUGCCACCAUAUGAAGAACUUGACCCCAGACACAGAGGACAUGACAGCGACCCACACAGGAUACCAGGAAGAGGGACAGAUCCACGUCUGACACCAAGAUAUGAAGAGGUGGAACGUCAGUAUGCAUCCUUACCAAGACGAGGGCCGAUGGAUCCCGCUGAAUACCCAAUGCAGCCAUGGUCGGGUCAUUACCCAGGACCUCCCCCAGCACAGCAGGGGUACCACGCUAACCAGUCGCCAACUUAUGCCAACAUCAACUCCCAGUCUGGUCCAUCAUUCUCCAGCUUCCAGCCUGGGCCGCCUUACCAACAGCAGAGAGACCCUCGAGGGAUUGAACCUGGUUUCUACCCUCACCCUAGCUCCCAGCAGAGAGGACCCCUGCGGCAGGACGUGCCUCCAUCUCCUACCCCUCCACUGCGGGCGCCACGGUACGACUCUAUGGCGCGUGGAACUGUGGGUGGAGGUUACAGGUAGGAGACCAUUCGCAGAUGAUGACAGCUUCAGGCACCAAAUGGAUCAAAGCACCGACCAGUAUGGCUAUACUGGGAAUAUAGGAGGACAGCAGCAUCAAACCAGCUCCAGAUGGAGGAUUCCUGUCACCCCAACGUCCUCCAUCUGAAACAUGCAGACUUCACCAAACAUGUUGCAGCUUUUUCUACUAUUAAUGCUAAAUGAAUCAAACAAGCAGCGUCAUUCUGUCUGUGUGAAAGACAAAGAUACCUGUUUGACUUUUAACAGUUUUCUGAAUCACUCUAAGAAUAUUUUUUUCUUUUUUUGUUUGUU
Molecule: messenger RNA, 4799 nt
Organism: Cyprinodon tularosa
Lineage: Eukaryota; Metazoa; Chordata; Actinopteri; Cyprinodontiformes; Cyprinodontidae
Product: partitioning defective 3 homolog B-like
Exons: 26
Coding region: 855-4490 (1211 amino acids)
Biological process (GO): establishment of cell polarity; intracellular protein localization; establishment or maintenance of epithelial cell apical/basal polarity
Cellular component (GO): apical junction complex; apical plasma membrane; adherens junction
Molecular function (GO): phosphatidylinositol binding; protein binding
Source: RefSeq, a predicted model, not a curated record